AUGUUAGGUUUCCUAUUGACCCUGUGUUGUGCAAUUUUAUUACUGUUGUACUUAUUUUUGGUUUGGCCAUUUAACUAUUGGAAACAACGCGGUGUCAAUGGUCCAAAGCCACGCCCCUUUGUCGGAAAUUAUCCCAGUGGUUUUACACAGAAACGUAAUAUUGCCUGUGAUAUUCUUGAUGUUUAUGAAGCAUACAAAAAAACCGAUGAUUUUGUGGGAAUUUAUAAUUGCCGAACUCCGCAAUUGUUGGUACUAAAUCCAAAACUGAUACGCCGAGUUUUGGUAACGGAUUUUAAAAAUUUUCACGACAAUGAUGCCUCAACAAUGGCCGAUAAAAAUACGGACUUUAUUCUGGGCAACAACCCAUUUGUUUUGACUGGCGAAGAAUGGAAGGAGCGAAGAGCUGAAAUUACUCCAGGAUUUACCUCAAACAGGAUAAAAACUGUUUUCCCGGUUACAAAUAAAGUUUGCCAAACUAUGGUUGGAUUUAUAAAGGAACAAAUGAAAAUCGGCAAUAAGGAUGGCAUUGAUGGCAAAGAUCUUAGUCUACGUUACACCUGUGAGGUUGUAACCGAUUGUGUUCUUGGACUUUCGGCCGAUGCCUUUGCCCAUAAGCCCAGUCCGAUAUUGCAUAUGACCAAAAAUCUGUUUGAUCAGUCAUUUGUUUUUGUUGCCUAUACCCUAUUGGCCGGUAUGUUACCCUGGAUUAAGAAGGUCAAAAAAUUACGUUUCAUACCAAAACCCGUUGAAGAGUUCUUUGUCGAUUUAAUGGAAAAUUCGCUGAGCAUGAGAAAAGAACAAAAAGAAAAGGGUGUUAAUGAGGAUCGUGUGGAUUUCAUCAAUUACAUGCUCUAUCUGCAGGAAAAGAAAAAUCUACAAAUACCCGAAUUGACCGCGCACACAAUGACAUUCCUGUUGGAUGGUUUUGAGACAACUGCGAAUGUUUUGUCCCAUUGUUUGCUAUUGCUGGGUCGUGAUGCCGAUCGUCAGCAAAUUCUUCGUAAUGAAAUCCUUGAGAAAUUGGGUCCAAAUAAUGAUUUUGAUACAAUUAUGGAGUUGCCUUAUUUGGAUGCAUGUAUACAUGAAACCCUUCGCCUAUUCCCUCCCGGUGCAUUUUCAACAAAACUUUGCACAGAAUCGAUUGAAUUCGAAAAUAAAAAUGGAAAAAAAUUAAAAAUAAACGAAGGUACGACGGUGGUUCUGCCCAUACAAGCACUGCUAUUGGAUGAAGAUUACUAUGAAAAUGCUGCCAACUUUGUACCGGAACGUUUUCUAAAUGGUGGCUUAAAGAAAUAUAAGGAUCAAGGGUUGUACUUGGCAUUCGGUGAUGGACCACGUAUAUGUUUAGGUAUGCGUUUUGCAUUGACACAAAUAAAGGGAGCCCUGGUGGAGAUUGUUCGCAAUUUUGAAAUUCGCGUGAAUUCCACAACACGCACUGACAACAGAUUGGAUCCAACAUAUUUUUUGAUGCGCCUGGAUGGUGGUAUAUGGUUGGAGUUUGAUAGCAUUAAUUAA
Messenger RNA from Musca vetustissima, 1515 nucleotides. RefSeq names its product probable cytochrome P450 28a5. Gene Ontology annotation, molecular function: heme binding; monooxygenase activity; iron ion binding. The transcript has 8 exons. The record is from RefSeq and is a predicted model, not a curated record. NCBI's taxonomy places the organism in Eukaryota, Metazoa, Arthropoda, Insecta, Diptera, Muscidae. Bases 1 to 1515 code for a protein of 504 amino acids.